CCAGCCUCACGCUCCCUUUUGCUUCUUCCAGAGGCUGUGGGUGCUGGCUGGGCUCAGAGGGACCCUGCUGAGGGAGCGUGAGUGACGCCUCGGCCGCCCCGGCCCACAGGAGCAGAUACCAUGAACGACGUGGCCAUCGUGAAAGAGGGCUGGCUGCACAAACGAGGGGAGUACAUCAAAACCUGGCGGCCCCGGUACUUCCUGCUGAAGAACGAUGGCACCUUCAUUGGGUACAAGGAGCGGCCGCAGGACGUGGAGCAGCGCGAGUCGCCCCUCAACAACUUCUCAGUGGCGCAAUGCCAGCUGAUGAAGACGGAACGGCCCCGGCCCAACACCUUCAUCAUCCGCUGCCUGCAGUGGACCACGGUCAUCGAGCGCACCUUCCACGUGGAGACCCCCGAGGAACGGGAGGAGUGGACGACCGCCAUCCAGACGGUGGCCGACGGGCUCAAGAAGCAGGAGGAGGAGAUGAUGGACUUCCGGUCAGGCUCGCCCAGUGACAACUCGGGGGCCGAGGAGAUGGAGGUGUCCCUGGCUAAGCCCAAGCACCGCGUGACCAUGAAUGAGUUUGAGUACCUGAAGCUGCUGGGCAAAGGCACCUUCGGGAAGGUGAUCCUGGUGAAGGAGAAGGCCACAGGCCGCUACUACGCUAUGAAGAUCCUCAAGAAGGAGGUCAUUGUGGCCAAGGACGAGGUGGCUCACACGCUCACAGAGAACCGCGUCCUCCAGAACUCCCGGCACCCCUUCCUGACGGCCCUGAAGUACUCCUUCCAGACCCACGACCGCCUCUGCUUCGUCAUGGAGUACGCCAACGGCGGCGAGCUCUUCUUCCACCUGUCGCGGGAGCGGGUGUUCCCUGAGGACCGGGCGCGCUUCUACGGGGCGGAGAUCGUGUCGGCCCUAGACUACUUGCACUCGGAGAAGAACGUGGUCUACCGUGACCUCAAGCUGGAGAACCUCAUGCUGGACAAGGAUGGACACAUCAAGAUCACCGACUUCGGGCUCUGCAAGGAGGGCAUCAAGGACGGUGCCACCAUGAAGACCUUCUGCGGGACCCCCGAGUACCUGGCCCCCGAGGUGCUGGAGGACAACGACUACGGCCGCGCGGUGGACUGGUGGGGACUGGGCGUGGUCAUGUACGAGAUGCUGUGCGGCCGGCUGCCCUUCUACAACCAGGACCACGAGAAGCUGUUUGAGCUCAUCCUCAUGGAGGAGAUACGCUUCCCGCGCUCGCUCAGCCCUGAGGCCAAGGCCCUGCUGUCAGGGCUGCUCAAGAAGGACCCCAGGCAGCGUCUUGGAGGGGGCCCCGAGGACGCCAAGGAGAUCAUGCAGCACCGCUUCUUCGCCAGCAUUGUGUGGCAGGACGUGUACGAGAAGAAGCUCUGUCCGCCCUUCAAGCCCCAGGUUACGUCAGAGACAGACACCAGGUAUUUUGACGAGGAGUUCACCGCCCAGAUGAUCACCAUCACGCCACCUGACCAAGACGACAACAUGGAGUGCGUGGACAGUGAGCGGAGGCCCCACUUCCCCCAGUUCUCCUACUCGGCCAGCGGCACGGCCUGAGGGCCAGCCCAGCCGUGCUCGUGGACGCAGCGUGGGCAGCCACUCUCCUCGUGGACCAUCUGUAUUUAAUAUUUCCUCACUGGCUGCUUUUGGAAGGAACCACACUGCUCCUCAGCACGGAUGGGAAGACAUCUCGUGCCGCGGGGCAGUGCUGUGCGCCUUCGGAGCGGCGUCUUCCCAGCCCGCCGUGGGAGGAAGGUUGUCCUGCGGUUUUUCUUAAUUUAUUUCAUCCAGUUCUCCAGACAAGGCCUCGGCCUUCAGAACGAUGAGAUUCACAGAGGAGACAUUGAGGACUCCUGCAGCCAUGUGCAAUUGGGGGUCCGGGUGGGCCCCGCCCGCGGCCCCUCAGUCCCUCUCGCCAGCUGUCCCUGGCUGUCACCUGUCUUGGCCCAGCCCAGAGGCACCAGAAGCAGCUCGGUCGAGCAGGCCCCCUCCGUUGGGGCCCUAUUGCUGGAGAUGGGGCCCUGGGGUGGGCUGGGCGGGGGUUCGAUCCUAGAGAGGGAGCAGUUGAAAUCUUGCUGUGCAUUUGGGGGGGGUUUCAUCUGAGAGGAGAAAGCCCCUCCUUCCCGCCCCCCCUUUCCCUUGGGACGCCUCCCCUCGAUGGCUUCCCCAGCAGCACCUGACCUUUGUACAAGCUUCUGGCUCCCAAGCGCCCCAGCCCGCCAGCCCCUGCCCGACGCUCCUGCAUCCUCCGCGCCUCCUGGCCAGACACUGCGCUGCACCAUGGCGUUUUUUUACAUUCAACUUGAGUAUUUUUACUAUUAUGAGACUUUCCCUCCAAAUUCUUCAAUAAAAAUGGCUUUUCAACUUU
Molecule: messenger RNA, 2374 nt
Organism: Hipposideros armiger (great roundleaf bat)
Lineage: Eukaryota; Metazoa; Chordata; Mammalia; Chiroptera; Hipposideridae
Gene: AKT1
Product: AKT serine/threonine kinase 1
Exons: 13
Coding region: 121-1563 (480 amino acids)
Biological process (GO): protein phosphorylation
Molecular function (GO): ATP binding; protein serine/threonine kinase activity
Source: RefSeq, a predicted model, not a curated record